AUGUGGCUGGCCAAGUGGUGCGCGCCGACCGCGCGUGCCUAUGUGCGCGAUGCUGGCGCAGCUUUUUCUUUACCAGCAGCAUCUAUUCAUACAAGUGCGCCCUUGCUAGAAAGCAAGCGCAAACGAGUAGCGCGUCUGCGCCGGCAAAAGAACUUGGCGCAGCAGAACAUUAAGCAGCGCAUGUUUGAGAUGUCGAAGCCUGAUCCUGUGCUGGCACACCGUUUAAAUGAACAAGGACAUGCCACAUGGGCCAAUUCGGAGCUUGCGAAACUGAUCCUGUCGAAGACCGAGGUAUGGGGUCUCGUUGAGGACCGCCGUGGCCGGCUUCAGACUGUGUCGCCCUUGCCGCGUGAAGAGGAUGCUGAGGUCGAUACCGUAGUGGAAGAGUUCGGUGGGCCGCGCCGACUCAACUUUGGCCUGGACACGCGCGACCGGCGGACAUUAUUCCAAUCGCUUCCGCGAGUCAUGACGACGGAUCGUGCCAUGGACUUGACAGACUCGGUGCAGGGAGGCUCUGAUGCGUUCGCCGUCGAUCUGAAGCAGCUCGAGGAAGAGCAGGCUCAGAGUGCAGAGACUCUCUCACGCAUUCUCGACUUGCGCAAUGCAAGUGGUCGGGGUAUCCAGGUGGAAAACACACGUCGCAUUAUUGCUCACUUUGGCCGCUCUACGGAAAGUGGCGGGGCCGACACGGGCUCACCGGAGGUACAAGCGGCUCUUCUGACGUAUCGCAUUCGUAAUCUGGCUGAGCAUCUCCAGACGGCACGUCACGAUAACAGCAACCGCCGCUCGAUGCGGCACAUGGUCCAUCAGCGUGCCAAGAUUCUGCGCUACCUCAAGUCGCGCGAUCCUAUUCACUACCAAAAGUUCCUGCCCCGUAUCGGCGUCGAGGCGCGCGGUGUCGAGGGCGAAAUUGUCGUGCCUGGUAAACCCAAGGUCCGGCGUAUGUAG
Malassezia restricta is the source of this 948-nucleotide messenger RNA. RefSeq names its product small subunit ribosomal protein S15. Gene Ontology annotation, molecular function: structural constituent of ribosome. Gene Ontology annotation, biological process: translation. The record is from RefSeq and is a predicted model, not a curated record. The transcript has a single exon. Bases 1 to 948 code for a protein of 315 amino acids. Lineage: Eukaryota; Fungi; Basidiomycota; Malasseziomycetes; Malasseziales; Malasseziaceae. Gene Ontology annotation, cellular component: ribosome.